Molecule: messenger RNA, 1065 nt
Organism: Caenorhabditis remanei
Lineage: Eukaryota; Metazoa; Nematoda; Chromadorea; Rhabditida; Rhabditidae
Exons: 3
Coding region: 1-1065 (354 amino acids)
Source: RefSeq, a predicted model, not a curated record
AUGCAACAAUCCAAGAGAAUGCACGGAGCCAAAAACGGACCACCACCACCCGUCUACCCUCCAUUCACCAGUCACUCGGGGAAAACGUCUGUCACGAAAUGCGCGUGCGGCAUGCCAGAAGACGACGCCGUGGACAUGGUGAUGUGCACCAAUCGAAAGUGUUACACGUGGCAGCACAGUCAAUGCGUCGGAUUUAAAGGAGAGGAUGACCUCUCCAACUAUGAAUGUCCAUUGUGCUCUAGAGGUGAUAAAUGGAGCGAAGAAGAUGAUAAACGGUUGAUGAAAGAAUAUGAGUUGGAAGUUGGAAAGAAGGAACCGAGAGACAGGAACGAGUUCUUCAAAGAAUUCCUUGAAAAAUAUGAAAUCGACGAGAAAACCAGUUUUCUUGAUCGCCGAUUCAGAAAACUCUCCGAAGAUUUCCUACUCGAUGAUAGCGUGGAUAUUAAUCGAAGAGCGGCGGUGUGCAUUCGGGGAAGGCUCAGAAUUCCGGAAGAUUUCAAAGAAACACUCGAAUCAUGCGGCAAACUAAAGUCAGAUGGAAAUAGAGGGUACAAAUACACUUCAAAGGAUAAGAAAGUCAAAAUCGUUUCUGUUCCGCGUCGAAAAGUAACUAUGAAGCCUGAAGAAUCAGAAGAGGAUCUUGCAGCAUCAAUGAAGUUUAUCCGAGAAUUUCUGGAAUCGACACUUUCUCAAGCAGCUUCAGUCCCAGCUGCGCCUGGUCAACUAGUACCAGCAUCAACCAUGCCUGCAGCAGCUUCACACUUGGCUCCGAAUGCUCCGUUUUCACCGGCCGAGGAUCCAUUAGCUCUCCCAAACGAUGCUUCAGCUCCUCAGUCUCCAGGGCUCCAAGACGUUCCUGAGUACGACGCACCUCAACAAGACUUCGAUUCACCACAAGAUCUGACUCAAAAUCAGGCAGAAACUUCGGAUGUGGCUCCCCAAGACACUCGGACAACAUCUCCUGAUGUUCACGAAAGACUCUUAGUGAAGAUACGUCCAUCAGACUUUCCAUCGCUCUUUCCGGCUCACCUUCUAGCGGCGUCUCCUACUCUCCAUCUUCCGUAA